Messenger RNA from Pundamilia nyererei, 1490 nucleotides. It is a transcript of the gene trmt13, whose product is annotated as tRNA methyltransferase 13 homolog. Bases 129 to 1475 code for a protein of 448 amino acids. Lineage: Eukaryota; Metazoa; Chordata; Actinopteri; Cichliformes; Cichlidae. The transcript has 12 exons. The record is from RefSeq and is a predicted model, not a curated record. Gene Ontology annotation, biological process: tRNA methylation.
UUAAGUUGACGCUGAGAAACCCAAACGGGAUCGCGAACCAUACAGUAAACCACGUGGUGUUCCUUCUUCGGUGGUAUUUCCCACACUCCAUCGGGCACCUGAAGGCAGCUGCUUUCGUGUCCUACAACAUGGCGGCCCCGGAGCCCAGCCGCUGCUGUUUCUUCGUGCAGAAGAAGAAGCGUUUCUGUAAGAUGGUGGCGGGAAAAGGCAGAAAGUACUGCGGGGAGCACGCGACCAUGGAGGAGGACGGGGGUGGCAGCAGGAGGAUCGUCUGUCCUCUGGACCCCAAACACACCGUGAGUGAAGACAAACUCCAGAAACACUUGAAGAAAUGCAACUCCAGAGAGAAAGCCAAACCGGUUUACUUUGUCCAAAACAUCAACGCUGGAUCAGCUGAUGGAGAUGAGACGCUUCGACAGGUGAGUCUGUCUGAGCUCAGCAGGACUGAGUUGGAAACUCUGGUGGAUAAACUGAAGACAGCGUUCAAAGGACUGCAGUGCGAUCUAGAGGACAGCGUCCAGUCUCACCCCGCCCUCCACGACGAGCUCCACAACCCAAAGAAUGGAGACUCCGCCCACAAACACCUGAAGCAGCAGUCUUCCAUCUUAGGUCACAUGGAGGAGCUGGGGCUGCUGGGAAGGGGGCGGUGCUUUGUGGAGUUCGGAGCGGGUCGAGGGAAGCUGUCCCACUGGAUCCACGAGGCCCUGAAGACUUGCGAGCAUCUGAAGACCUGUGAAGACCUGCAGCUGCUGCUGGUGGAGCGCUGCAGCACCCGGUUCAAGGUGGACGGGAAACAUCAGGAUGCUGGAGUUCAGUUUGAGAGGCUGCAGGUGGACAUUCAGCAUCUGGAUCUAAGUAAAGUCCCUCUGCUCUGCGAGAAGAAACUGCCUCUGGUCGGAGUUGGUAAACACCUGUGUGGAGCGGCGACAGAUCUGGCUCUGCGCUGUUUGCUGGAAACUGCAGGACAGUCGGAGGAAGAAGAACCGCCCCAUAAACGCCUCAGACCAUCAGAACCAUCUGAGCCAAGGUCAGGAGGGGGUCUUGAAUCAGCACCAACAGGUUGUGGUCCUGGCCCAGUGCUGGGCCUGACAGUGGCACUGUGCUGCCACCAUCGCUGUGAUUGGCGUCACUACGUCGGGCAGCAGUUCUUUCUGCAGAGAGGACUCGGGGCGCGGGAGUUCUCUGCUUUCUGUCGGAUGUCCAGUUGGGCCACGUGUGGACUCAGACCGACCAAUCAGAGAGGAGAUGGCGAAGAGCACGAACCAGCAGAAGAGACAGACGCUGUGAAUGGGUUUCUGUCGGCUUCUGAACGUGAGCAGCUCGGCCGUCUAUGCAAACAGCUGAUUGACCACGGCAGGUGUCACUUCCUGCAGAUGAAAGGAUUCAGCAGCAAACUGACUCGUUACAUCAGCAGUGAUGUCACGCUGGAGAACGUCCUGCUGACUGCUGUACCCCUCACCCCCCACUCCUCCUGAUUGUUUGAUUGUAAG